Botrytis cinerea B05.10 is the source of this 1771-nucleotide messenger RNA. RefSeq lists its product as hypothetical. Lineage: Eukaryota; Fungi; Ascomycota; Leotiomycetes; Helotiales; Sclerotiniaceae. The record is from RefSeq and is a predicted model, not a curated record. Gene Ontology annotation, molecular function: hydrolase activity, acting on carbon-nitrogen (but not peptide) bonds, in linear amides. The transcript has a single exon. The coding region runs from base 220 to 1176 and encodes 318 amino acids.
GUCAUUCACAUAGCAGCUACCUGCGGAUGCGUACUACCUACUACUACCUCCGAGGUCUUUUGCCGUUUGUCGUCUUCAGUCCUACGUCUACCCCACCUCUAUCGCUGGUGCGGAGAGGAACACAUAUACCGUAGGUUAUAUCUCGAGUACUAUUCAUACAUCAUCUCACUUAAAAAGCUGGAGAGUGGAAUUUGAGAGCAUCAACCAAAAUCAGUCAUCAUGGCUCACAAAUUUCACAUCAACACGACACAUAUCCACCUGAAAUGGGAUCGAUCUCUUACUCCCGCUUUAACGGUUGAUUCUGGUUCCGAGAUAUCAUUUGAUCUACUCGAUGGCGGUUCCAAUCAAAUCACCGACACCUCAGACAUCACCGCAGUCCAAAACUUCAAUGUCUCAAAGGGCGAUCCCGCAUUUGGUCCUGUUUACGUCAAUUCCGCUUCUCCAGGCGAUGUGCUGAAAGUCGAGUUUUUAUCCCUCAAGCCAGCUCAUUACGGUUGGACAGCCUGUCUACCCGGCUCAUUCGAAUUUGGUCUUCUAGCUGACGAAUAUCCGGAAGCAUCACUCAAGAUAUGGGAUCUUUCAAAGGGAGAAGACUUUGCGGUUUUCAAAGAAGGAAUACAUGUGCCCAUCAAACCAUUUUUGGGCGUAGUAGGAGUUGCUCCUGGAGAAGAGGGUGAAUUCUCGACAAUUCCUCCUUAUGAUACUGGUGGGAACAUCGAUUGUAAAUAUAUCACUCAAGGGUCUGUUCUUUACCUUCCGGUCAAAGUUUCAGGAGCAUUGUUUAGUUGUGGAGAUGGGCACGCUGCGCAAGGAGAUGGAGAAGUCUGCGGAACGGCUAUUGAGACGCCCAUGAAAGCCACAGUUCGUUUGACAGUCGAGAAGGGCAAACCGUGGGUUCAAAGUCCUCAUUUCUUGGUUGCCCCUCAGCCAGUCACAGUGGACAAAGGAGAAUAUGCUGCAUUAGGAAUCGAUAGUGAUCUCAGAGAAGCAAGUAGAAAGGCAUUGAGAGGGUUGAUAGCGUGGUUGGUAGCAGAGAAAGGCCUGGAAAGCCAAGAAGCAUAUAUGCUUAGCAGUGUGGCAGCGAAUUUGAAGAUUGCGGAGAUUGUUGACAUGCCAAAUUAUGCGGUGGCUUGUAGUUUACCUUUGAGCAUCUUUGUUGGUGCUCCGUACAUUUGAAGUUAGGAUGGAGUCUUUCGUAUUCAGAGCACGAGAAGGUGUGAAUAUGGAGUAGUUACUUGGUAUUUACUGCCGCUUAUCCCGUCAACAUUUCCCCACGUACCGAAUCUUCCGCCUCUCAACGAUUUUCCGACUUCACAUCUCAUGCACCGCACACAGUACAACUCCUAAUCCAUUUCAGGUGAGAUGGCACGCGACUCAAUAUAGCCAAUCAAGCAUUUCUCAUCGGUUUAAUUUUUGAGUUCCCUCAGAUUGAUAACAGAAACGCUUAGAUUCGGAGCAGGUAACAUCUAGAUAUCAAGUUCAAUCUUUCACAUGUUUCUCUACACCAUCACAAAAGCCUAGGGUCGAUGUUGCCCAGAUAAAUCACACAUCUAGAUAUACAUCUAGGUUUGAUCCACCAAUCAAAUAUUCUGGAUAGAAUGAUGUAAACUCUUAAAUCUCAAAAACGGCCUCUUCGGGCAUAUGGCUAGAGAAAAGUGGGAAUGUGCAUUAUGCAUGCACCUUGUAUGUACUUUCUGUUCUCUUGGAUAUUUACUUGGGCUCCCUCACCGUUCUGUCUUCCCGUCUUACUUCUGUAAAUAACAUCUCGCUA